AUGACGGACCGAUUCGACGACGUCACGGGCGAAGCCCUCACCGAUGACGCGCGCGAGCUCGUUCGAAGAUUCACCGCCACCGCCGACGCGGACGCGCCGACGACCACCGCCGUCUCGCUCGACGUCGUUCCUCGCGUCGUCGUCCACCCCGGCAAGAACAAGUUUGUUUUGUGCGUCUUGCGCGCCGGAGACGUCACCCGCGAGGUCUUGCGCGCGCUCUCCGGGUGCGAGUAUCACGCCGACGUCGCGCGCGAGCUCGAGCGCGAGUGUCGGGGCAUCGCGACCGUGCGCGUGAUCGGCGGCGGGAGAAUAAUCAGAGACGACCGCGGCGAGACGGGUGACAUUCGCGUCUACGGGUACAGCAAAACCUUCGGGCGCGUGCCUGGGUGUAACGAGCGCGCGGCGAGAAUGAUCACCGACGACACGAGCGAGUUCGCGUCGUACGCGGUGUCGUGGUCCGAUGACGGGUAUUAG
This is a messenger RNA of Ostreococcus tauri, 474 nucleotides long. Its product is annotated as Janus/Ocnus. Gene Ontology annotation, molecular function: protein histidine phosphatase activity. The record is from RefSeq and is a predicted model, not a curated record. The transcript has a single exon. Gene Ontology annotation, biological process: peptidyl-histidine dephosphorylation. Gene Ontology annotation, cellular component: cytosol. Bases 1 to 474 code for a protein of 157 amino acids. NCBI's taxonomy places the organism in Eukaryota, Viridiplantae, Chlorophyta, Mamiellophyceae, Mamiellales, Bathycoccaceae.